Fusarium subglutinans is the source of this 4230-nucleotide messenger RNA. Its product is annotated as extracellular alpha-1 4-glucan glucosidase. The coding region runs from base 1 to 4230 and encodes 1409 amino acids. Lineage: Eukaryota; Fungi; Ascomycota; Sordariomycetes; Hypocreales; Nectriaceae. The transcript has 3 exons. The record is from RefSeq and is a predicted model, not a curated record.
AUGAGGCCACCUAACAUUCAUUUGAUCGCCGUCCUAUCGGUGCUUCUACUGCUCUCUUGUCUUUUGAGCAGUGCAACCGGGCUUGGCCCCCAGCAGCAUCGGAAUGCUCGCAAAGAUGUUCGCGGCAAUAAUUUCAUCGAAGCUCGCAAUCCCUUGGGUAGCGCUCUCGCUGAUGACUAUGGUCCACCUCCUCCCUAUUAUACUGGGGAGCCAGUUGCUCCAACUGAUUUGACUUCUCAUCACUCUCUUGAGGACACCACUGCAACAGAAACUCAGACUGGAGUUUCCCAAGCUAGUGUGACAUCCAAGUCAAAUGUUUCUUCUCACUAUGAUACUGUCUCCUCUGACAGCUCUUCUCUCUCUGUAUCCUCAGCACUCGAAACCGGCACUGCCAUGAUAACUGUCGGUUCAAGCGCUAAGGCUGGCAGUACAUCCGGCUCCGAGGCAUUGUCCAGUGCUCACCUAACAGCUUCGGGCUCUUUCCUUGGGAGCGAGGCUUCUGGUGCCGGAGCUUCCUCAUUUUCACUUGGACAAGUAUCUGCUAAUUCUUCGUUGACUGGCACUUAUCUCUCCGUGGGUACCUCAUCGCCCGGGACGGCAACUGAAUUGCCUUCAGGUUCUACCUCAUCUGCCACACUCUCCGGUUUCUUUAAUGAAACAAAUACAAUCACUGAGAGCGUCUCCCGCACACAAAGAGUGUCGAGUGCUGAAACUUCAAGCGAUGUCACUACAACGGAGCUUGCUUCUGGCCUCGAAAGUAGCGCAACAAAGGUUGGGUCGACAACAACGACAACAAAAAUGCUUAAUGUUACGGUGACAGUCGCCCCCAGUUCUUCAAGUGGUAUUUCAUCAAGCCUUUUAUCUUUGACUGUCCCCAUGACUGCAGACGAAACCACGACAAUCACGGUCAUCCCACAACAGAACUCAUCUGAAGUUUCUACUGAGGGUCUUGCUACCGAUACUGAUUCGGCGGUGGACUCAACAUUGGGCAGUCUGGCCAUUGAAUCAACCAAAUCUGUCACAAUCCAAAGCACUUUGACCGAGGUUGCUAUUUCGGAAUCGACUCAAAGGUCCACCCUGGCUUCGAGCAUUCCUGUCAAUGCAACGUUGAGCUUCACUACUACUACUGCCUACUUCACUACAACAGUUGGAGUUCCUGUAUCAUCUUCUGUUCUGUCAAACACCUCUGUAAUUUCAAGACCUACUAUCGUUGCUUCCGAUGACUCGUCGGGGGCUGGAACAGGAGACUCAUCGGCAAUCGUGACGUCUAUUACUGUUGCCUUUUCCACCACAGUUACCACGAGCAAGACAUACACUGCACUCAACGCCACCUCGCCAGCAACAAGCUCUUCUUUCUCUUCAGUUCCCACCUCCGUGGCUAGCGCGAGCGUUGACGUUUCCGAGUCGAAUAUCGCUACAGCCUCUAACCAAACAUCUUCAGAGACUUUCUUUGCAUCAACAGCUCUGCCUAUCAGUGAGACCUCUGGCUCCGUCACCGAGUCCUUCGCUGUGACUACUGUGUCUGAAGGCUCGGUUAUUACUAUCUUUCCCGGCGGUAUCAUUCCAACUGGGAGUGCUACAAGUAUGAUGAACAACUCGGUUUCCACACAGUAUUCCACCUCUGCCCCUUCGCGCUUCAAUUCGUCAAUGUCUAUCAAACGGACUUCAUUGUCUUCUGAGACAGACUCCUGGUUUGACUGGCCGACUUCGACACUGACGACUUCACAUGCUUCGGAAGCUACUUUGGAGGUCCCGUCACUUUCUUUUCCAACCUCUUGGCUUUCGAUCAUUACCACGCCAAUGACGCCUCCCAGUGUGUCUACUACGUCAACUCGAAGCCCAUCUGAUGGCUCGGUACUUGGUAAUGUCACGGUGAUCAAGACAACAAUGACUUCCACCAUCACUAACAGUCUCGCACCAACAAGCUUAUCCUCGUCUGGCAAUGUCACGGUGACCCAUACCACUAGUGGGUACAACUUUUCUAAAAGUGUGGGAUCCAGCAAGAGCACACUCAGUUCUCAGUCGACCUCCCUCGACAGCUUUCCUGGUAUCAGUACCAUCAUCAUAUCUAAACAGCCUACCAACUUCCCCUUUCCAACCAACACAAGCUUGGUUUGGCAGUCAGAAACAUCUCCAGUGUCACUCUCUGAAUCUGACAAAACCAUUGGCCCCAAAGGCAGUGAUACUACAAUCUCUAUGACCACAGUUGGAUUCAAUAGCACUACUCCUUAUAUCAACUCGACUACCAUUACGGCCAGUGAAACACAUACUUCAAGUAAUAGGGAUGAGACGCCGUCCAUAACUACUGCAGGGGCCUCUGGGUCGUGGAACACGACCAACAGCGCUCAGUGGUUCACCAACUCAACUAUCCAUACAAUAGUUACCGCUACCCGCACUGGCUCGGAUUUCGUUUCUGGAAUUCGAACUUUGAGCGACACAGCUGCCGUCACUCCUCAACCGCCCGCUUCGCUAAACGUUACACUCACCACUACAUCAGGCAGUACCUAUAGCAAAAUGGUCACAGAUGUGAAAGUCACUAUCAUUAUGCCAACUCUCUCGACGACAUCUGUGAGUAAUUCACUCCCAACGGUAUCGACCAGCAUGGCCCCCUUCCCUCUUCCAUCAAACACCACAUUGACGGGAACUGGCGCUUCCCUUCCACCAAGUGGUACAGGGCCUCGUGUCACCAUUACCGGAACCCUGGGAGAUUUUUCAACAUCCAGUGUGACCAUUUCACCAUCGAUCAGGACAACCUACCGCACUGUAAAUACCACAGUAGGUGGCACUACGACUGAUACUUCGGCGUCUGCUUCGGGCACAAAUGAGCCACUCUUCCCGGUCUCCAACUCAACUAGCCCGGGCACUGCUACCAGUCUCUCGACAAUCGUUUCAUGGAGGCCAGAUCCCGAGCCAUGGACGAGCUGGCCAACAUUGAGCCUCACGAAUGAGCCAAGUAUCUCGACGUUGACUGUAAACAGCGAGAUUUCACAGUGGACUUCAUACACUCGAACUAUCACCAAGUCUUUGACUCCUACUCUCGUAGAGCCAAGUAUAUCCCACUCUUCUGUUCACAACGUUAGCAGUGUAACCUCGGGGUCAACCUCUUAUACUCGUACCACGACUUUGACCCUCACAACCAUUUUGGAAGAGCCCAGCACUUCCCUGCCCACCAGUGACAACAGGAGUAGUGCAACCUCAGAGUCCAUUUCAUAUACUCGUACAACAACCGUAUUCCGGACUACGACUUUGGGAGGGCCAGACGCGCCCUCGUCUGCCCUCAACAGCUCAAGCGGGGGUGCUUCGUUGUCAACUUCAUACACUCGUACUACGACAUUGACUCUUACAACUACUUUGGGACAACCCCCAACAUCUCAAGUAUCUGGGGCUGCAGUUACAGAUUCAUCUGUUUCCACGUGGGCGAACGUGACCUCCGGGGUCACUGACUUCACGAGCACAGAGACUAUCUCAUUGGCCACCGUUACAUCGUCGCUCUCGGGAACACCGACAACUUUCUUGACAACUGGUAGCGCAAAGGGGGUGUCGACCAGCGUUGAGAGUUCCGUGUUGGCACCAAUCCCAGUGAGCAACUCAUCUUUAUCACAGGCUUCUGAAAGAACAUCUUCGGGGGUUGAUACUUUGACGAGCACGCACUUGUUGACUGGCUCAGCGGGAACAGCUACUCCAUGUGAAUCUACAUCUACUAGCUCAUCGACCUGCACGGAAUCAGUGUAUGACACCCCAACCCAUACAGCGAUUCCAGCUAGCAGCGAUUGCCUGACUGCAACGAAUGGACCAGACUUAUCGCUGUCGUACGUAUCGGCAGUAACAGCCACUGAAGACGUCUUAUCGGCCUGCAACACAACAAGCAGCACGGUACAUUGGUCAAACAUGACUCACACAUUUGGAGUAAAAGAAACAGAAACAAGCACCUACCAGCCGCUCACAACAUUGCGGACAGUCACAAAAGCGUGGACUGAAGAAGAAUCGGGCUCGACUGGGGAUGACUAUCCCACGCCCACAGACAUGGUCCCUGAGGAUCCCAACUUUCCAUGGGGAAAUGACUCCCCAAUCCAUCGUCAUCAGAACUCGUCUGAGCUUGGCCCUGGCGAAAAUGACGGCGAUGGCGAUGGAGGUCUGAGUAAGAGAAUCAACUGGCGCCUACGGUGGGAGAAUGUCAGAGACAAAGUGGAAGGUCUCUGGCAUGGACAGGCUUUGAAGUCAGAAGACUAA